AUGCCUGCGAAGUUUGAUGACGCGUCUCUGGUUUGGGUGGCGUCAGAGGAGCCACUCAAGGACAGCAGCUUCCUGAGCAGCAGAAUCCUCAACCUCUGUGGGCCUCUGCCCAUCUUCUGGUUACGUCCUACCUACCUGGGGGAUGCCACAGAGGGAGACAGGGAGAAAAGGGAUAUCGAGCGUACAAAGCGUCAGUAUGACAUGGAGGUCUUCCAGGCUGCCGCCGAAGACACCCACGGCUCUGCCCAGAACAUCACCUCUGGAAGGGGGGAGGUGGAGGCCACAGAAGGGUCUGCGUCUGCCUUUAACCCUGAGAACCCCUACCACGUGAGUACUGCCCCCGCAAGAGCCUCUAUCAUAUCAGUACUGACACAUCGUUUUUUCAGUCCCAUGAAUAACAUAUUAGGCAAGGAAAUGUUGGACGGUAACCUUAUCUGCUCCUGUCCAACUGGCUUCCUUGAGAGAAAUUCACUCAAGAACAUUGGAUGGAGGAAAAGUGUUGUUGAUAGUGUGCGUAUGCCCUUGUUUAACAUGGAUUGUACUGUUCCACAGCAGCGCGGUCAGGAGGGAGAGACAGGCUCGAUGGUCUUCGAUCCCAUGCUGGACCAUAACGGCAUCUGCUGCACUGAGUGCCAUCGGAGCCAUACUCACUGUGAGAGGAUAUGCGAGCCUCUCGGUGGGCACUGGCCUUGGCCGUACAACUACCACGGGUGCCGAGUGGCCUGCAGAGUCAUCAUGCCCUGCCGUUGGUGGGUCGCUCGCAUAAUGGGAAUUGUCUGAGAUGGCCAGUCGCCUCAAGCUCUCAGCUGAAACAAAGAUACACAAUUAAGCUGUUCAAAUACAAACACAAUGUCUUAAAUGGUGCUAUUUAUUUUUGUUCAUUUAUAUGUGGUUGUAUAUAACUAAAGAGAGCUCUUAUCCAUCAGCACUAUGGAACUGAAGAAACAUCGUGCUCUUGGUGAGACUGGUCUAUAAAUACACUAUAUCUGGUACUGGGAAACCUGUUCAAUAAAACAAAAAAACUGUAAAAAAAAUGGCACAAAUGUGCUAUUGCUUUUGUUGCUUGCGACUCGGUAAUAAACC
Messenger RNA from Clupea harengus (Atlantic herring), 1083 nucleotides. RefSeq names its product leukocyte cell-derived chemotaxin 1-like (gene cnmd). The record is from RefSeq and is a predicted model, not a curated record. Bases 1 to 780 code for a protein of 259 amino acids. Gene Ontology annotation, biological process: negative regulation of angiogenesis; negative regulation of endothelial cell proliferation. Lineage: Eukaryota; Metazoa; Chordata; Actinopteri; Clupeiformes; Clupeidae. The transcript has 4 exons.